Nymphaea colorata (pocket water lily) is the source of this 957-nucleotide messenger RNA. Its product is annotated as protein PLANT CADMIUM RESISTANCE 3-like. Bases 105 to 656 code for a protein of 183 amino acids. Lineage: Eukaryota; Viridiplantae; Streptophyta; Magnoliopsida; Nymphaeales; Nymphaeaceae. The record is from RefSeq and is a predicted model, not a curated record. The transcript is spliced from 4 exons.
GUACGCUCUUAUCGUAAUCUUCGGGAGGAGAACCAGAAGAAGACCCACAAACGAAAGAGGAAGGAGAUCGAAGUCGAGUCAGGGGAAAUUUCCGAGCUCCCCUCAUGUAUCCCACCAUCCCGGAGUCCUAUGUCAAGCCACAGACCCCGCAACCGGGGCCGUUCCCGCAGCACCCGGCCGGAUUGAUACCGGUGGUUGUCGGCCCUCCUCCUGUGCAGCCGAUGCCCAUCCGCUCCCAGACGCCGAUUCCAUGGACGACUGGCCUCUGCGAUUGCUGCGACGACUGCAACAAUUGUUGUUUGGGGUGCAUCUGCCCCUGCGUGGUCUUCGGGCAGAUAGCAGAGAUUGUGGAUAAAGGGUCAAGCUCGUGUGCCACAAGUGGGGCUCUGUACUCGCUGAUCAACUGCUUUAUGGGGAUGGGGUGCCUCUACUCCUGCUUCUACCGAUCCAAGAUGAGGGCUCAUUUCAACCUGGAGGAGUCGCCAUGCCCCGACUGGAUCGUCCACUGCUGCUGCGAGUCAUGCGCCCUCUGCCAAGAAUACAGAGAGCUCAAGAACAGAGGCUUCGACCUGGAGAUAGGUUGGCAAGGGAAUCUGGAGAAGCAAAAUAGCGGAAUCACCAUGCCUCCAUCCAUGGCCGUGCCGAUGCAUCGCUAGAGUGCUUUUUUCUCGCCGUCGUGUCCAGAUUCUUCACCGGCCGCCAUCUUUGAUUUUUCUUUUGUUUUUUUUUGGGUUGGUUGAACGUUUUUGCUUGUUCUUUUACUCAUCCUGUCAGUCUCAUCAUUUCUGUAUGAUAACAAGUUGCCAUUCGUGACCAAAUUGGCGCGGAGGCAGAAGUGCGUUCAGAGUCCUUUACCCACCAAUCUCCCCGCCGCUUCUGUAAAAACCGGGAAGAUGUUAUGCCCAUCCGUUUGCUCUAAUUAAAAGUUGGAAUCUGAAUGUUUGAAUAUUGAAUCAA